Messenger RNA from Carassius carassius (crucian carp), 6166 nucleotides. RefSeq names its product histone deacetylase 4 (gene hdac4). Gene Ontology annotation, molecular function: histone deacetylase activity. Gene Ontology annotation, biological process: negative regulation of transcription by RNA polymerase II; chromatin organization. The coding region runs from base 451 to 3606 and encodes 1051 amino acids. The transcript has 27 exons. The record is from RefSeq and is a predicted model, not a curated record. Gene Ontology annotation, cellular component: histone deacetylase complex. NCBI's taxonomy places the organism in Eukaryota, Metazoa, Chordata, Actinopteri, Cypriniformes, Cyprinidae.
AGAACGUAGACGCCGGGCUCGACUGACUGUGAGCGCCCGCCUCUGGAGGACAUGCGCCGGGGACUCGACACGUGAUCCGCUCGCCACAAUCCAGAAUGGCGGAAUCCGUCGGUGAGUGGAUCCGUCGUUGGCGCGCUCUCCAACGGGAAUAAAGUCCGGAGUGUUGCGUCCGAUCGCGGCGGAGCUGCGGAGAGUUCAAUCUUAUCAAGCAAAGAGGAACUGACACACAGUGCUGGAUUACAGCCAGAGGGGGCGCUAUGAGCCUCUAAGAUCAUCCGUUCUUUCCUGUCCCGUGCCUCUUUUGACUCGUCUUCCCAAUCAACUGUGGAUGGUGACCAGCCAACAAGCCCCAGAGGAGCCUUGAGGUGUUUCUCACAUCUUCAUCUGCCAGGACACACUGCUCUUAUUAUCAACCCAGUCACUUCAGAGAAAGCGGCCACCGUCGCCACAAUGAGUUCCCACAGUCGCCCAGAUAGACUUCCCAGUCAAGAACAUCCACUGGAACUUCUGAAGCCAUCUGGAGUCAACCACAUUCCUCCUGUUGAUGUGAGUGCGGCGCUGCCACUGCAAGUGCCGCCUUCUGCCAUCCCCAUGGAUCUGCGUGUGGAUCACCAGUUUGCCCUGGCGCAGACGGACCCGGCCCAGCGCGAGCAGCAGCUGCAGCAGGAGCUUCUGGCCCUCAAGCAGAAACAGCAGAUACAGAGGCAGCUCCUGAUCGCAGAGUUUCAGCGGCAGCACGAGCAGCUCUCGCGCCAGCAUGAAGCGCAGCUGCACGAGCAUGUCAAGCAUCAGCAGGACCUCCUGGCCAUGAAACAUCAGCAGGAGCUCCUGGAACACCAGCGGAAGUUGGAGCGCCAUCGUCAGGAACAGGAGCUGGAGAAACACCAGCGGGAACAGAAGCUUCAAUUACUCAAAAACAAAGAACGCGGCCAAGAGAGCGCUGUGGCGAGCACUGAGGUGAAGAUGAGGUUGCAGGAGUUCGUACUCAACAAGAAGAAAGCGCUGGCCCAGAGGAGCCUCAACCACUACCUGCCCAACGACCCGCGCUACUGGUACGGGAAAACCCAGCACAGCUCCCUGGACCAGAGCUCACCACCUCAGACAGGGAUUUCCACUUACAACCACCCGGUGCUGGCAAUGUACGACCCCAAAGAUGACUUCCCGCUCCGCAAGACGGCAUCUGAGCCCAACCUGAAGCUGCGAUCCAGGCUGAAGCAGAAAGUGACGGAGCGCAGGAGUAGUCCACUGCUUCGGAGGAAGGAUGGGCAGAUCACCUCUGCAAAGAAGCGUUCUCUCGACAUGGCAGAAUCGGCAUGCAGCAGUGCUCCUGGCUCUGGUCCAAGUUCACCCAACAACAGUUCAAACAAUAUUACCAAUGAGAACGGCAUCGCUGGAUCAAUGUCCAACAGUCACGUGGAGCCAUCUUUGGCGCACAGACUCACAGGCAGAGAGGGUCCUGUUAGCCAGCUGUCUCUGUACACAUCGCCCUCCCUUCCCAACAUCACCCUGGGCCUGCCAGCCACCGGCCCCUCCAGCGUGGCGUCUGGCCAACAGGAUGGUGACAGAAUGGCUGUGCCAGGCUUGCAGCCAGGAAUACCCAUAACCACUCCGUUCAUGCCAGGAGCCCACCUGCCUUCUUACCUGACCGCGUCCAGCUUAGAGCGGGAGGGCAGCUCGGCACACAACACUCUCCUGCAGCAUAUGGUGCUUCUGGAGCAGUCGGCCGCACAGAACUCCCUCGCAGGCCUGGGGGGCGUGUCCCUGCAGUCACAUCCCAUCCACAAGCUCCGGCAGCAUCGGCCCCUCGGACGCACACAGUCGGCCCCCCUGCCCCAGAACGCCCAGGCGCUGCAGCAGCUGGUGGUUCAACAGCAGCACCAGCAGUUUCUGGAAAAACACAAGCAACAGUUCCAGCAGCAGCAGCUUCACAUCAGCAAGAUGAUGGCUAAGCCGAAUGAGCCGGGCCGACAGCACGAGAGCCACCCGGAGGAGACGGAAGAGGAGCUGAGGGAGCACCAGGGGCUGGGCGACUCCACGGAGGGUCAUCCUCACGGGGUCACCAUCAAACAGGAACCACCGGAUGAAUUGGAGGAAGAGUUCCAGCAGAGAGAGAGACAAGCCGAGGAAGAGCUGCUCUUCAGACAGCAAGCUCUUCUGUUGGAGCAACAAAGGAUCCAUCAGCUGAGGAACUAUCAGGCGUCUAUGGAGGCGGCCGGACUGUCUGUGACCUUCCCUGGCCAUCGGCCCCUGUCCAGAGCACAGUCGUCCCCGGCCUCUGCGACCUUUCCCAUUGUGGUCCAGGAGCCACCGGCCAAACCGCGCUUUACCACCGGUCUGGUGUACGACACCCUGAUGCAGAAGCACCAGUGCAUGUGUGGAAACAGUAACAUCCACCCCGAACAUGCCGGACGCAUCCAGAGCAUCUGGUCACGUCUGCAGGAGACGGGGCUGCGCGGCCAGUGUGAGUGUAUUCGAGGCAGGAAAGCCACUCUGGAGGAGCUGCAGACAGUCCACUCUGAGGCUCAUGUGCUGCUUUACGGAACUAACCCUCUCAGACAGAAACUGGACAGCUCAGUGACACCGAUGUUCGUGAGACUGCCGUGUGGAGGAUUCGGGGUUGACAGUGACACUAUCUGGAAUGAAGUUCACUCGUCCAGUGCUGCUCGUCUGGCUGUGGGAUCUGUGGUGGAUCUGGUGUUUAAGGUGGCUUCAGGAGAGCUGAGGAACGGCUUUGCUGUGGUGCGACCUCCAGGACACCACGCUGAGGAGAACACUCCCAUGGGAUUUUGCUAUUUCAACUCGGUGGCCAUUGCAGCCAAACUCCUGCAGCAGAGACUCAACGUCAGUAAGAUUCUCAUUGUAGACUGGGAUGUUCACCAUGGCAAUGGGACUCAACAGGCCUUCUACAGUGACCCUAAUGUCCUGUAUGUGUCUCUCCAUCGCUACGAUGAUGGGAACUUCUUCCCUGGCAGUGGAGCCCCUGAUGAGGUGGGCAUUGGUCCAGGUGUGGGCUUUACUGUGAACAUGGCCUUCACCGGUGGUCUGGAGCCACCCAUGGGGGACGCAGACUAUCUAGCAGCAUUCAGGACGGUGGUGAUGCCAAUUGCGAAUGAGUUCGCUCCAGACGUGGUGCUGGUUUCUUCAGGCUUCGACGCUGUGGAGGGGCAUCCACCACCUCUGGGAGGAUACAAGCUCACGGCCAAAUGUUUUGGCUACCUGACCAAGCAGCUGAUGGGACUGGCUGGUGGCCGGCUGGUGCUCGCGCUGGAGGGGGGUCACGACCUCACCGCCAUUUGUGAUGCCUCAGAAGCAUGUGUUUCUGCUUUGCUUGGAAACGAGUUGGACCCUCUUUCUGAAGACGUGCUACAACAGAGGCCGAACCCAAAUGCCAUUCACUCCAUGGAGAAAGUUCUGGAAGUCCACAGUAAAUACUGGCGCUCGCUGCAGAGAUCUGCCUCGACUCUGGGCUACUCACUGCUGGAGGCUCAGAGACGUGAAACUGAAGAGGCAGAGACGGUGACCGCCAUGGCCUCGCUGUCUGUGGCCAACAAGCACAUGGGAAAGAGGACAGAGGAGGAACCUAUGGAAGAGGAGCCUCCGUUGUAGAAGGUCUGAUCGACUGCCUUGCUGACCCUCUCGGCUCAGAGCCUCUUCAAGGCCUCUGACGUCGCUCUACUCUCUCCAUCCGUUUCCUUUUUUGUCCCACGAAGUGCGCACUUUGAGCACGGGAUCCGAAACGGCCUGAAGAAAUCUCCGUGACACCCAGAGUGUGACAAACGUCUGAGCCAUGUUAGACUGUCUCUGUCUGUGGCAGAAGUCCGGGAUUGUGUAACCUGGUCUGUCGCAGGGACGCUUAACUUUUGGGCAGGACAUAGACUCACGUUUCAUUGUUAGAUGUGAGAGCUGGUGCUUUUUCAUUAUUUUCCAGAGCCACUAUAAGACUGAUUUCGGCUGUUACGGCCUAUGUUUUUUAUUUGUCGACUCUCUCUGUUUGUUUGUCUGUCUUUCUUUUAUUCUUGGAGAAAAAAAGUGACUCGUUCCAUUCGCAAUUCGAGUCACUGCUUAACAUGGGUGGACGAUUUGAUUGGGAGAGAGAGAGCGAAGGAUUCUGGGAAGCCCAAUAGAAAGUUGUCAAUGUGAGUUUGUGCCUUUUGUAGAAGAGUUUCCAUGAUGGAUCCAGAAGAACAUUGCCUUAAACUAGUUAAAAGAGGGAAAACGUUUCGCCGUCUUGACGGUCAAAGGCUGGCCUGAAGAAUCGAGAAACCUUCAGCAUGUUUACUAGGAACUCCCUGCAGAUAUCUUCAUGUUUCACACACAUAAUGACAUGUUUUAUGUUCCUUCAUUUUCACUGUGCUUGUGUUGGAUGUUACAUGACUUUAAGUGUCACUGACAAACUAACUUUUAAGGUAGUUGCCAACUAUCAGAGGGCAAAACGUUCGAUUGAAUUCUCCAGCGCUUUAAAUGGCAAGCCAAUGUAGCGACUCGUUUCAACUCUAAUGACCAAAUACGCACCUCCUCCUCUGAAAAGUUGACCAGCAUGCAGCUUUCCAUCAGUUAAGAAUUCAACCGUUGUAGUUUAACAGCGCCGACAAGCAUGAGUUUGCUGCGAGCGUAUAGGAUAGGGCUGCGAUGACCACGCGUCAUACGAUUUGUAGUUUGAGACAAACUUUCUAUUUUUCCUUCUCUCGACAUGUUGUACUUUUAUAGAGCUAUGAAUGUCUAGUAUUUCGGUUACUUUACAGUUAAUCAAAGGGCACUAGCGUAUCACUACUAUUAUUCUACUAAGCAGAUGGUCGAUUUUAUUGACGCCUUUGAAACAAGCGGAAAAGGGCUGGUUACCGAUUUUAAAUGUACCACUGAGCCUUCAGACGUGCCACCUGGUGAGAUUUAGUGCUGGUUUCCUGUCGACAGACCUGAGCGAGGAGGGUUAUGGGCCUUUCGCUAGGGGCAGGUGCUACCUAACAUGUGCUCGUCACAUAACACAAUCCAGGAAGUAGCGGGACCACCAGCUUCCACUCAGAAAACAAUCAUAAAAGCGUCUCUGAGACGACUGUGAUACUCAAGACAAUCUGCAUGGAUCAUUGACGAAGUGUCGGAGCCAUGGCGGUACUUCGAAGCGCCACAUAGAACUGUAUAUAUACGCAAUUAUGCAUGGUGACAGUAGAUCAUUUGUCUUGACUUUGAUUGUACAUUCAACUUUUGGAUUCUGGACUGAUGAAGAGGUGAUCAUUUGUUUGAAAACCCCUGAUUAAUGUUUAGCCUCUCGGCAACUACCUUUGGCAUUCUUUUUCUGUGUGUCAUGUUCAAUAUGAGACGCAUUAAGGCGGGAGUUUUGACUCACUGUUGCCAUUGUUCCUUUUUAUAAAUGCCUGUCACGUAUGACUACUCCACUUUGGGUUCGUGCCCAUUAUUUUGGACUCAUUUGUCGUGUUUUUUUUUUUUUCGUUUGUUUUUUUUUGUACUUUUUGGAUUAUUUACUUGUUAAUUUGUCAGUCUGUAUGUAGUUGACAAUGUGUUUUACAUAUGUCUUUAGUUUCUUGUUGUAGAGAGUAACACGCCUUUUUUAAUUUGGUUUAUCUUGUUUAGUUUUUUUGUAUGCAGUGGGAGGGAGAUGCUUUUACUUUGUAUAAUGAUUCCGACAAUUGUGUAUUUACUACGUUCUGUUUAUAGUAGAUUUAUAUUACAAAGAUCUAUAGAUAUAUUAUAUAUUAUAAAGAUUGCAGACUCUAAUAAGAAAACUAGUAUUGCAAAGUGAUAUAUUUCAGUAUGUGGUCUGGCUUCGGCUGUCGCUGGUUCCACUGAAGGCACUGUUUAUUGGUUUCAUGCAUUCGCAGUAGCAUUACUCUGCCACCGUAAACUCUUGAUCAAACAGAUCUUCAUGGUUUCAGGCUUCAGUUUGACAGAGUGUUCUCUAAACUCUAAAACAAAAAUAUUAUGGACUGACACUGUACAUUUCCAUUGGUUAAAGUCCAUUCGGAUAGACCAACUAGAGUAGAUGCUGACAUCACAAAGAUCCCUCUGUGUGGUACAUCAAAGAUGGAUUUCAGUUAUUUUAGCGUAUUUUUAAGGUUUGAAUUACUUUAGCCUGUCAAGAACAUUUCCAGGUCAUAUUUCACCCAGAAAAAGGACAUAAAUGACAUUAAAAAAAUAAAUAAAUAAAAAACAA